This is a messenger RNA of Centrocercus urophasianus (Greater sage-grouse), 1616 nucleotides long. RefSeq names its product cAMP-specific 3',5'-cyclic phosphodiesterase 4D-like. The record is from RefSeq and is a predicted model, not a curated record. Lineage: Eukaryota; Metazoa; Chordata; Aves; Galliformes; Phasianidae. The coding region runs from base 285 to 989 and encodes 234 amino acids. The transcript has 6 exons.
AAAAGGCUGUGUGCACUCGCUAUGAUAGCUAAUAAGUGAUCUUUGGCAAGAGGACUGUGAGAGGAGUGGUAAUAUUUAAUAGGUUUCUGUGGAGGAGUUAGUUCGCUUUUUUCUUUGUAGAUCAUAAUCUGCAGAGAGAGGCUGAGGGCAGCAACACCAUGUUGAGAGCAGCAUAGGCUGAGCAAGAGCCCGGAGCUCUGCGUAGUUCCUUGGAGGCGACUUGGAAGGGAGUCAAACUAUCAUAGGGCUAUAGCAGACCUUAGUAGCAAGCUUACUUGGGAGGCAUGGCUCAGCAGACAAGCCCGGACACCCUGGCUGUUCCUGAGGUGGAUAAUUCACAUUGUCAAAAUCUGUGGUUAAAUGAAGAUCUUGUGAAGACCCUGAGGGAAAACCUCUUGCAAUAUGAAAAGUCUGGGGCAUCUAAGAAAUCUUCAUCUGCUUCUCCUCGCUUAUCUCCAGUUAUUUCUCCUCGAAACUCUCCCAGGCUUUUACGCAGGAUGCUUUUGAACAGCAACAUACCAAAGCAGCGGCGUUUCACUGUGGCACAUACCUGUUUCGAUGUGGACAAUGGUACGUCAUCGGGACGAAGUCCCUUGGAUCCCAUGACGAGCCCUGGAUCAGGACUAAUUCUUCAGGCAAAUUUUGUCCACAGUCAACGUAGGGAGUCUUUCCUUUACCGGUCAGACAGUGACUAUGAUCUUUCUCCGAAGUCUAUGUCGAGAAACUCCUCUAUUGCCAGUGAUAUACAUGGAGAUGACUUGAUUGUGACACCAUUUGCUCAGGUGCUGGCCAGCCUGCGUACUGUACGGAAUAACUUUGCUGCAUUAACCAAUUUACAAGAUCGGGCACCCAGCAAACGGUCACCAAUGUGUAACCAACCAUCUAUUAACAAAGCAACUAUAACAGGAAUAUUUGUAAUGCAGAUUGUGCAGUCUUUCCUGCUGAAAAUAUUCUUCUGGUCAUACUGUUCUCAGAGUUCAUGUCAGUGAGUAUCCAGAGUAAUGCACUAGACAGGACCCACCACAUCACCCAGAUGGCACAGCUUGCAAUCUCAGUGAGAAACAACCAUGAGCCUUACAAUCUGGGUGACUGGAAGACACAGUUUUACUAAACAAUGUCAAUGCUGAAACAGAAUUAUACACAUAAGGUGGAAGGUUUAACUUGCUAAGAGUUAUCUUCCAGGAAAAGCAGAAGUGAAGCAAAGGCGACCAUUGCAGAUGGUAUGGGGAAGAUGAAAAGGGAAAGAUAAAAAUGGAUUAAGUAAAGCAAAGUAACAGAAAUAGCAAGAGAAAAAUUCUCCCGCAGUGAUCAGAAAGUAUUUUCUGCUAUUUUAAGAAUUUGUCUCAAGGUAGAAACGUGGGAGAAAAUGCAGUAGUAAAAAAUAGGAAACUGGAGUUCAUAGCUUCUUAUUGGACUUGAGUUAUAGCCUUUACAGGCAUGGCUCUGGAUCUUAAAUCUAGCAGAAAUUGGUAUCAUUUUUAUUGAAUUGAGCUUCUUGCAUGUUUUUCAUAGUCUUUGUCUAACACAAUUCAUGGUUGGUACACGUUAGCUACAGGCUUCCCAGGGAAAUUUAUGGUUUUGAAGCAUCAUCUGCCAGUCUUUGGUAUAGUUUUUAU